This is a messenger RNA of Pseudomyrmex gracilis, 5736 nucleotides long. RefSeq names its product protein expanded-like. The coding region runs from base 820 to 4746 and encodes 1308 amino acids. Lineage: Eukaryota; Metazoa; Arthropoda; Insecta; Hymenoptera; Formicidae. Gene Ontology annotation, biological process: positive regulation of hippo signaling. The transcript is spliced from 13 exons. The record is from RefSeq and is a predicted model, not a curated record. Gene Ontology annotation, cellular component: cytoplasmic side of apical plasma membrane; cytoskeleton.
GGUGGAGCCGGCGUGUGCCUCCAGUCAGUCAGUCAGUCACUCGCCGGCCGCCGGUGUAGAGUGUUGUGAUUGCACAUUUCGUCGUGCACAUUUCACGCUUUUGUAUGUUGGCCAGAACUCUCGCCUCACAGCAUUCCUUCGUUUACAGUGGAGUAACACACCGUUCGUGACGCCGCCGAAGGAAACGUCGCCGUCUUCGGGACGUCGACGUAAUUAGUUAAGCGGACAAAAAGGAGCCACGGAGAAGCUGUUCUUCUCCGCCGCGUCGUCUCGUUAUUUUUUUUACAUUCCCGAUCCGGCAUUCCGCGCUCCGCGAAAUAUCUUUGGCCAGAUCGCUACGGCUCUCGCGCAGAUUAUUCGCGGAGUUCAGACAACGUGCGAGAAGACGACAGCAGCCGCGAAAAAGAGCGCGGCGGCUGCUGCGGUGGACGCGCAACGAGAGACAGGCGAGAGUUCGCCGGGGUUUUUCUUCCUUUUUUUUUAAGACGCAAACGUGCGAAGAAGGAUAUGUGCUCUGUGCUCUGUGCGUCAUAAUACAAUACGAAUACAUAUCUCGUCUACGCGAGUGUUUACCUUUGACGACCACCUGUUGCGCGGUUAACCCGCGCACGUCCCACCUUGUGUCACGUUGGAUUAACCGGAUUACGCGCGCCGCCCGGGAUGCCCUUCGCGUGAAGAUAAAUCAUCGACCGUGGACACGCUGCGAAGACGCUGCAAGAAGGAAAGGUGGAUUCAGUAAAAUCGUUGGCGGAGGAUUUAGAGGGCGGAGGAAUCUAGUGAGAACGCUGGGCGUAGCAGCGACGAAAUGAAGCAUGCAGUAUGCGUGGUAGCGGUGUCACGGCUGCGCGGUCUUGCCUUCAACCCCUGGUGUCCGCCAGCCGCUAUCUCGCCGUACACGCUCUUCCCGGUGAUCCUCUCUACUUCGUCGUUGAGGCAAAAUCGAGAGUGAAGGAGGUUUAUACGCAGACAUGCUCGAUUCUCAGCCAACAAGGCAUGCGAGACUGCGAACUUUUCGGCCUAGCAAUAUUGUCUGACGGUGAAUAUCUAUUUGUGGACCCCGAGAAUAAGUUAAACAAGUACGCUCCGAAAAAUUGGCGAAAUUCUCAUACAUACGGUUUAGACAGCAGCGGGAGACCGGCCUUCGUCUUGUACUUUCGAGUUCAUUUCUACGUCGACACUCCAUUACUCUUGAGCGAUGAGACGACGAGGCAUCACUACUAUCUGCAACUGCGCGACAACGUCGUCAGGCAUGGCGGCGGAGUCGAGAGCCUCCAUUCUCACCAUCCCCUUCACGAGCCGUCCAUCGUCACGCAGCUGCUCGUGCUCGCCGGACUCGCCCUUCAGGCCGACCUUGGCGACUACUCCGAGGAACGGCACAGACCGCACGCGGGAUCUGUCGGCUAUUGCAAGUCCACGGAUUACCUUCCUUCACACAUGUGCCUCGAGUCGAACGUGCUUGCCGUGCUUGCGGCUCAGCACAGGGAGAAUAACGGGCUCUCCAGGGAGGAGGCAGAGCUGCAAUACAUCCGGGAGGCGGUACAGUUGGAGGCGCCGCUCAACGCUCACCUGUAUCGACUGCGUCGUAGCAAGAACGAGACCGGACCCGGACGUAUACUCUUGGCGAUUUGCGCUCGCGGAGUGCGAAUCUACGUCGAGGAGGAGACACCGCGCGUCUUCGCCUGGAACAGCAUCGGAAAACUCUCUUUUGAUCGCAAGAAGUUUGAGAUACGAGCGGUCGAUCAACCGGACAAACUCACUCUCUAUAGCGGAUGCGAUGACAAAAGCAAACUUCUCUGGGGACUUUGCCGCGACACCCAUCAAUUCUCCAUGGCAAUAGCGCCCAGGGUGAACGAAGCCAAAAAACGAGAAGAAGAAGAAAGGAAAGUCCUGCGGGACUGUUACAUGUAUCCUACUCGAUGCAAGCUGAGCUUAACGGCGCGCGGCGCGCGCGGCGAUCAGCGCAUUUCCGUCAUUUCGAGCACAUCUUCCAAUACCACAUCCGGUAUAGUUAGCGAUCGGGUGCACAGCGAGGAUGAACCGGAUACCGCACCAGUGUCGACCGAGUGUUUACCGCGUCUUACCGAGACAACACCCUACUCGACCUCGCCGAGCAGGAUUUUAAAUGGCACAAACACGGACACGGACAAUCGCUCAAUGCCAUCUUCUCCCGCUUCUAUUAUCGAUGGACAAUUUUUAGAAGUCGACGGUUCCGAUGCCACUUCGACGUCGGUCGCGUUGCGACUCGCGUCGAGCGCGGCGACGGCUGCUGAGGGUUCGCAGUGUAGCAGCAGCUGCAGCACGGUCGUUGUUGUUAAUACACCUGCAGGCGGAACGUCGCGAAUGCGCCGCGCCUCGGCGACCUCCAGCCUGGAACUCGGUUAUUCGCACACGGCGCAAAAUUCCGCGGUCUCGUCGGAGACGGCGAGUUUUCCAGGCGCUAUUUACGACAGGUGUAAGAAAACGGGCAAGUACACAGGUACUGAUAUCGCGAGUGAAACUAGCGGUGUGUACACACUAAGAAGCAGCGAGAUGCAAGAUGAAAGAAUCGGCGAUAAUCUGUACUCACCCACGGGCGACACCAACGAGUCUUCAGCGGCGAGCGUUUGCGCUUUGAGCUCCGUUCAAUCCACCACUGACGAAGCGUCCGUCACGUCCGGUUUUUACACCAUUCACAGCGAGCUGCGUUCCGAGAGCGACGUUUACACCGAGGACGUCGGUACGGAAGACCAGGAACCGAUAUAUAGCGUCUGCAAGGGCGACGACGACGGAGUCUCUUUGAAUCAACAACUGGAAGAUCUUCGUUCGCGAAGCAACAGCAUCCUCAGCGCGGACAGUUUCCGCGGCGACGGCAGCGAUCCAUCCAGUGUAAGACCGUUGCUGUCGGCUGACGAGUUGUCGGAUCUAAUAGUCGGCAGGUACCCUCCGCGCAAGACUAUCAGCAAUUCGAUGGAUUCGGACUGCGAUUACGUGACUAUGCCGCUUCCUCCUCCGCCGCCACCUCCGCCACCGCCGCCUAGGACGGACAGCGAUCGGCAGUUGCUACCACCGCCUCCUUACCCGGUGGAGAACAUCGACUACGCGACGAUCAACGUUCCGAAGAGAUCGAACAUACCGGAAUUGGAUCGGGAGCGAGAACCACCACCGCCACCGCCGUACAAUGCGACUCGUGGAGGUGAUUUUGUUCCUUUGCCGCCCAGACGAGUCGAUCCACCGCCGCCGCCACCUCCGUACACCUUGCCGCGAGAAAGAAUUCAAAUACCGCCACCCACUCCUCCGCGAAACGAUGCGAUUACGCCGCGAGAGCCGCCACCGCCGCCGCCGCCGUAUCCCGAUGUAUCGACGGCGACCGGUAUCGUCCCAAGAAUCGCGAAGACCACUGUCGGUGACAUCGCCGCGACUAUCGCGCCAAAACCACCGCCUCGAAUUCAACCGCCCACUUAUCCGGGUGAUAAAAUGAAGCCCACUCCGGUACACGCGCCGGUCGCUGCCCUCGUAGUAGGUCCGAACAAUUAUUUGGACGUGCACGCUUCUCGAGGUGGUCCCCCGGUGCUUCUGCCGUAUUUGACAGCACCGCCACCUCCACCGCCGCCUCUACCUCCGCCUCCGAUGGUACAUCCGCGGCAGCCACCUCCGCCACCUCCGACUUCGUCGCAACAGCCGGUGUCCAGUUUGGCGACCGUUUACACGAGUCAGGUCACCCGAUCGCAGAUAGAACAGUACAAACAGCAGUUGUACUCUGACGUCGACUACGUUAUGUUUCCGCUUAAGGAUCCGGCGGUGUCGAAGCAGGAGUACAUCGACGCCAAGCAGGGCUCUAUUAUGGCAGCCAUGGCCGCGUAUCCGCCGCCGCCGUAUCCUUCCUUCAACAAAUCCUCGGUGAUGUAUCGCAGCACGCCCUACCUUCCAGGUUCCUCGUUCUCCUCGCAGUCCAAAUACGCGUCCAAUCUGAAUCUGAGUGACACAGGUAGCUCCGCCGGCAAUUAUCUAACGCACAGCAAUCUGAACAGUCUCUACGCCGCUAGCACCAGUUCGUUGUACAGCGGCGCGACUUCGUCCACCGGAAGUCACAGUCUAAGGGAACCGCCGGCGCCUUCUCACACGUUGCACACGUUCUCGCGGACCAGAAGCGACGAGAAUAUUCUCAAAUGUUUGGACAGUCUCACGAGUAAAAUGCAGUCUCUGCCGCAGUCCAAGUAUCGCAGAUUACCGCCACCUCCGCCGCCGCCACCCUACGAAAUACAAAAACUUGAGAAAAGUCAACCGUUGCCGUCGGCUUCUUCGCCGGCAGCUUCCUCGUCGACCUCCGCGAUCCCAAACAAAUCUAGCAAGAUGGGCAGUGGCAAUACGGAAGAAAACGAUGAAGGAAAGGACGCCGGCAUGUUGGACAUACGAACGCUUCGCGAGAAGAGCCGCAACAUGGAUCUGCCAUUGAUUUCCGCACUGUGCAACGAUCAAUACCUGCUGAAACAAACUAAGGCCUUUGUUCUGCCGAAGCAUCCCAGCGAAACUACUACGUCCACCGCUACGUCCACGAAGAGCAGCACGCGAAACAGCAGCGGAACGACUUUCAGCAGAAACAAGUAUCCGGUGAGCGGACUGUCGACGACGCAGAUCCAGUCACCGAGGAAGUCCACGACGAGCACUCACAAGCACCCGCCCGAAGGGAAGGGCGGCAAAACCAAUACUUCCUCCGCCACCACAGCAUCGUCGGCUAAGAGGGACUUCACGAGAGCGUCUCACUCUUAACACUCGCUCUCUCUCUCUUUCUUUUUCUCUCUUCUCUCUCUCUCUCUCUUUUUCUUUUUUCAUUUAUAGAAUCUUGUAGCUCAGGAUAAAAAUAUUAUUUUAUAAUCUCGACAUCACCGCGUAUUAUGUUUUGUCGAUCCGAUAUGACUCGUGCGCGACGCGUAGUAAAGAAAAACGUAAGAAAAAUUAAACGAAUACAUAUAUACAUAUAUGUGUAUAUAUAUAUAUAUGUAUAUAUACAUAUAUACGUAUACAUAUAUGUAUAUAUAUAUAAAGUUCUUUCCUGCAGACCGUGCUUCUUCGACUCAGGGUGCCAUCUUAUCCGUUUUUACCAUUUCCCUUCUCCGGCCAGAAUACUCAAAAGCUCAAAAGAUUGUGAACUUGAAUGACCAUUCGUCCAAAGUGACAGAAUAUUUUAAGCUUGCGUUAAUCGCUCAUUGAGAUGACGAUGAACGAAAAACAAUCUCCUGUUUUUCGUUCUCUCGUACUGCUUAUUCUUACAAAUUAUACGUUCGCGCUACAAGCAACCGCUUUCUCUGACACAUGAAAAUAUUUUUAAAUACUCGAACUCCAAUAAAAUAGACGCUUAAAAUGUAUCGUCUUUUGCUCAAUUAUUACGGUUGGUGCGAUGGUAAUUUGAUUUAUAAGCCUCGAUGAAGGCGGCGCUAGUCCCGCUCGGUGGUUUAGAAUAAACUAUAUAGAGUUAUUGGCCAUUAUAUAUAAUCAUUACGAUUACAUUGCAUGGUAACCAACCCAACACGGGACACAUUCUACAUAAAUCUCCAUUAGAUGUUCGGUGGACGUCACGUGGAAUUACAUCCGUUAGAUGUCUAAAAAAUAUGUUAUGUCCGUGCGAGCAGUACACGUUAAAAAUCUGACUGUUUGAAUAUAUAUGAGUUUUUAUAGAAAUUUAAAUUAAAAAAAGGAAGUGUUUUUAGAAGAAAAGAUUAUAAAUCGAAAAGAUUGCUGGUAGAAAUGGUUACUAUGCAU